Ustilago hordei is the source of this 1263-nucleotide messenger RNA. RefSeq lists its product as uncharacterized. The transcript has 2 exons. The coding region runs from base 1 to 1263 and encodes 420 amino acids. NCBI's taxonomy places the organism in Eukaryota, Fungi, Basidiomycota, Ustilaginomycetes, Ustilaginales, Ustilaginaceae. The record is from RefSeq and is a predicted model, not a curated record.
AUGACGGACCCAGACCUCAACAAUAAGCUCGAUAGACUACUCACUCUAUUGGAAGCUCAGCUAGAGCUUACUAGGCAGGGUCAUCGAGAGGAACGACUACAACGAGCUCAGCUGGGUAGGGAGGAGACAAUGGACCUCUCUCACUCGGAAGACCAAGCAGGAGGAGGAGAUGAGUCUAUGAUAGGAGACCCACAUACUCCUACUCCGGCUCCACGACCAAGACGAUCAGUCUCAUUCAACCUGGAUGAGCAGGAGGACAUCAACUACGAGAAGUAUGCUUCACCUACUGGGCCAAGAUAUGUCAAGACUAAGCUGGACCCCUACAGCAGGACUAGGACGGAUCCUUACCCCCUGGACCACGAGGAGGAUACCAGCAUCAUGGCAGAGCUUAACCGGUCAAAGCCCAUUGCCACCCCCUUUCCAAAGUUCAAUCCCCGAGACAUGGAGAUCUUCAUUCUAGAAGCCGAAGCAUGGUUUAAGUUCAACCAGGUGUAUGAGCAGUCUAGGAUGAUCAAUCACAUGGGUGCUCAACUGGAAGGGACAGCAAGAGAGUGGUGGACCUCCAAGCUCCGCAUUGAUAGAGCUAGAGAAGGAAGGUUGUUCAAUGAUUGGCACUACUUCACAGAGCGACUGUCAGAGCAGUUCAACCCACGCAAUGCUAGGAUGGAGGCAUACAACAAGCUGUUGGCUCUCAGACUCACAAGUGAUGCUCCUGGUGCCGCCACACGUCAUGUAGAGCGGUUCAGAGACUUGGAGGGACAGGUCAACCUAGAUGACAACGAGCUAGUGAUUGAUCUCUUCAGAGGAAGUCUCACUCGCAGCAUACAGGAGAAGUUUGAGAGGAAUCCACCCAGGAAGAGAUGGGAGUGGUAUCGAGAGGUUGAGGAGAUCGAUCGACAGAGGAUGCUACUACAGCAGUCUGUCAGGGGUCUCGCGCCUGAAACCCAGCUCGGCACGAUCAAUAUCAAUGUUAUGAUGACACCAAGGUCUGGUGUGAGUGUUGAUGAUGAUGAGAUUGAUGGUGUUGGUGAUGAGAUUGGUGAUGUCGAUGAUAAUGAGGUUGAUGGUGUUGGUGAUAAGGUUGGUGGCGUCGAUGAUAAUGAGGUUGAUGGUGUUGGUGAUAAGGUUGGUGGCGUCAACACGAGUGUCCAGUGUGUUGACUUGAUGCUUGAAGUGAUCCCCGGACCGCAGUGGACUACUGCCUUCGGUUCUAUCUAUAUCCGGACCGCUAACCUGCUAUGGGCGCCUUCGGACGUCAGGUAG